This is a messenger RNA of Pistacia vera, 2839 nucleotides long. Its product is annotated as ubiquitin carboxyl-terminal hydrolase 26-like. The record is from RefSeq and is a predicted model, not a curated record. NCBI's taxonomy places the organism in Eukaryota, Viridiplantae, Streptophyta, Magnoliopsida, Sapindales, Anacardiaceae. The coding region runs from base 192 to 2720 and encodes 842 amino acids. Gene Ontology annotation, biological process: protein deubiquitination. Gene Ontology annotation, cellular component: nucleus; cytosol. Gene Ontology annotation, molecular function: cysteine-type endopeptidase activity; cysteine-type deubiquitinase activity. The transcript has 9 exons.
AAAAUAGUUUCUCUCUCUUCCCUCCAUCUCUCAAACUCUGCGACUUCUCCUCUUCACAAAAUCUGAAUAAAACCGCAGCAAAUUGAAGCAAAAUCCACACAUCUUCAUAUUUAUAUUAGUGUGAUUGUGCCUGUGAUCUUUUUCUUUUUCAGGAGAGCGUUCAUUCGCGUUCCGGCUUGGUUACUGAAAAGAUGAGCCGACCAACCACUCGGAGUAAAAAUAAAAGGCACAGACAAGGGACUGAUUCUGAUAGCGCUUCUGAAAUAUUGAGGAAAAUUCAUUCAACAGGUGAAGUAACCGAUGAUGAUGUGAAACAGUUGUACAUGAUUUUGAAACCAGUUUGUCAAAGCUGCCGUGUGAAUACUAAAGAUAACCCUAAUUGUUUCUGUGGGCUGAUUCCACCUCACAAUGGAAGUCGUAAAUCUGGCUUAUGGCAGAAAAUUUCGGACAUUCUUCAAGCUCUUGGUCCAGACCCAUGCAAGGAUCUUCGUGCUUCUGCUUUCUCACCUGCUGGAUUGACUAAUUUGGGCGCAACAUGCUAUGCAAAUAGUAUACUGCAGUGCUUAUACAUGAAUAAAUCAUUCCGUGAAGGUGUUUUCUCUGUUGAGCCUGAUGUUUUGAAACAACAUCCUGUGUUGGAACAACUUGCAAGACUUUUUGCACAGUUGCGUGCCAGUAAAAUGGCUUUUAUUGACUCAGCUCCAUUCAUUAAAACAUUGGAGUUAGACAAUGGAGUUCAACAGGAUAGCCACGAGUUCUUGACCUUGCUUCUUUCUUUGCUUGAGCGUUGUUUUAGCCAUUCUAAAGUUUCCAAGGCUAGAACAAUUGUUCAAGAUCUUUUCCGUGGGAGUGUGUCCCAUGUGACAACGUGCUCAAAAUGUGGAAAAGAUUCUGAAGCUUCUGCGAAGACGGAAGACUUUUAUGAGCUUGAGUUAAACGUCAAGGGCUUAAAAACUAUAGAUGAGAGUUUAGAUGAUUACCUUAGUGUGGAAGAGCUUCACGGAGAUAAUCAGUAUUUUUGCGAAUCAUGUAGAGCAAGAGUUGAUGCUACUCGGAGCAUCAAGCUACGCUCACUUCCUGAAGUUCUUAAUUUUCAGCUCAAGCGUUGUGUUUUCCUUCCAAAGACGACUAUGAAGAAGAAAAUCACUUCUGCUUUUUCUUUCCCUGGAGAAUUGAAUAUGCAGCAGAGACUCUCCGAGCCAUCUCAGUUUGAUUUGAUAUAUGAUUUGUCAGCUGUUCUGAUUCACAAGGGAACUGCUGUAAACAGUGGUCAUUACAUCGCGCUUAUUAAGGAUGAGAAUACAGGGCACUGGUGGGAAUUUGAUGAUGAGCAUGUCUCAAACUUAGGUCAUUGUCCUUUUGGAGAAGGUUCUUCAAGUUCCUGUAGUAAAGGUGGUUGUUCUGAGCCUGUUGUUUGUCCAUCGAAUACAGAAGGAAUGGAUGGCAUGAAUGUAAACCAUGCUGUUCUUCAGCCACAGUCUUCAGAAUCUUGUAAUGGUUGUAAUGUAGAGAGAUUCACCUCAAAUGAUGCAUAUAUGUUGAUGUAUAACCUGAGGUGUAGCAAGAAAGAUGCCGAGAAGAAACAUGUGGCCUGUGAUGUCCACAAUAUGCAAAUAGAAAAUGAUACUGUCUUUUUCCAUGAUGGUGUUUCUCUUCCAUCUCAUCUUUGUGAAGAGAUAAAAGAAUUGAAUUCAUCAUAUGUUGAUGCUUGUGAACUAUACAAAUUAAAGCGGGACAGAGAAUUGGAUAUUAUUACAAAACGCAGACAGGAAGUGCGGUCAGUUCUUUCUGAAGCACCUGUUCGGUCAAUCGAAGAACCAUUUUAUUGGAUUUCCGCAGAUUGGCUUCGCCAAUGGGCUGAUAACAUUUCCCCACCUGUUCUAGACAAUGCUCCUCUGCAAUGCUUGCAUGGGAAAGUUCCAGUAUCAAAGGUUGGCACCAUGAAGCGAUUAUCCACUGAAGCUUGGAUUAAAUUGUUCUCUAAGUAUGAUGGGGGGCCAACCCUGACCAAUGAUGACUACUGUUUGAAAUGCCUUAUUGAUGGUGCGCGGACUAUGGUAUGUGCUGAUAGCUAUAGAGAUAGAAGAAAAUCAAUGAAAGAGCUUGCAGAUGACGUGUUAUCAGGAAAGUUUGGAGAAGGAACAUACUAUGUGUCUAGGCCAUGGUUGCAACAAUGGACAAAAAGAAAAAAUCUUGAUGCUCCUUGUGAAGCUGAUGCAGGACCAACGACUUCAAUUAGGUGUCCCCAUUGGCAACUGAUGCCGGAGCAAGCUCCUGGUGCUAAGCGAUUAUUGGUUCCUGAGAGUCUCUGGCUCUUCAUUUAUGAAGACGCUAAAAAAGUAAAACCUAAUGAUCUUUUGGGUUGUUCAGCUUUUCCAUUAGACUCUAAACAGUGUAACGAAUGCAGCGAAGAACUAUCUGAAGUGGCAUGCAUGGAGGAUUCUAUAAGGGCUCUGAAGCUUAAACAGCGCCAAAAUCAUGAAAAAUUAGCUCUGGGUAGAAGUAUUCCACUAUCUUUGCAUGGCAAAUAUUACUUGGUGCCCUCAUCAUGGCUUACAAAGUGGAGAAACUACAUAAGUACAAGUGGAAAAAAUGCUUCAUCAUCUGUGGGACCUGAAAUUCUGGAUGGUGUCAUUGAUUCAGUUAAAUGUGAAAAGGUAAAUUGCUGUCUCCAUUACGCACAGGUUUUAUACGUUGUUAUAUAUUUACACUAUUGGUAAAAGCUCUUUUUAUUUUCUCUCCUCUGGGGAAAGGUAACUUGAUGCGUUUGGCUCCCUCCAAACAGUGACAUUUUUUAUAAUCUGAAUUGAUGGGAUCUUUUGACGUUGGUAUAAAACUU